AUGUCGCUACCUAUUCUCUAUCUGACGGCUAUCCUUGCCGUCCUGGGAAUCCUCUAUGUAUUCCUCUUCGUCGGCCGUAGAGAGAGGAACCUUCCACCUGGCCCACCAACCCGACCCAUCAUUGGCAAUGCCCACCUGAUUCCUCACAAAGGCGCCCACUUUACGUUCAUUGAAAUGGCCCGAAAGUACGGUGGCAUGUUUUCUCUCAAGGUUGGGUCGGGCACGAUUAUUGUACUCAAUGAUCGACGGAUUAUCAAAGAGGUAUUGGAUAAGAACAGCGCGAUAUCCAGCAAUCGACCGCAAUCAUUUGUCGCCCGCACCAUUACAGGAGGCGAUCAUCUGUUGAUUAUGGAUGCUGGCGCGCCAUGGCGGACGUUUCGGAAACUGCUGCACCAGGAGUUUAUGGCGUCUAAGUGUGACAAGGAACACAUCCACACACAGAAUGCCGAAGCCAUCCAGAUGCUGCGCGACUUCAUCCUGUUUCCGGAAGAGCACAUGCUACAUCCCAAAAGAUAUAGCAACAGCAUAAUCAUGAGUCUCCUCUAUGGGGUGCGGACGCCGUCAUUUAAUACACCUCAUAUGCAGAGACUCUAUGAGCUCAUGGAGCACUGGUCCUCGAUCUUGGAAAUCGGAGCGACUCCGCCAGUAGACGCCUUCCCUUUUCUCAAGUUCCUCCCGGAACGAUUCUUCGGCAACUGGUGGUCCCGAACCCAGGCAGUCAAGAGAGAAAUGGAAAGUCUCUACGGUGACAUGCUGCGCCACGUCAUGCGCCGUCGACAGACCAGCGGCAGUCUGAAGUGCUUCAUGGACAGGGUUCUCGAUCAGAACGAGAAGCUCGGGCUCAGCAAUCAUCAGCUCUACUUCCUGGGCGGCGUCGUGAUGGAGGGCGGGUCGGAUACCUCUUCUUCGGUCAUCAAUUCGUGCAUCCAUGCCUUGGUCCAGUUUCCCGAGGUCCAGAAGAAGGCCCAGGAGGAGAUCGACCGCGUGGUGGAUGAGAGCCGGACUCCCACCUGGUCUGAUUUCGCGGAUUUACCGUACGUAACCCAGGUGGUCAAGGAAGCACAGCGGUGGCGCUCCGUCGGCGGCCUGGGAUUCCCCCAUGUGCUUACCGAAGACCAGUGGGUUGACGGCAAGCUUCUCCCCAAAGGAGCCGCCAUCUUCACCAGCGUCUGGGAUAUCCACCACGACGAACAACGGUAUCCAAAUCCCGACGUGUUUGAUCCAGACCACUAUGCAGGCUACAACAUGCUGGCCUCGGAGUAUGCGAAUUCCGCCGACUAUAAGAACCGCGACCACUAUUCGUUCGGCAACGGGCGCCGUCUCUGCCCGGGGAUACACCUCGGGGAGCGAAAUAUCUUCCUCGGGAUCUCCAAGCUGCUGUGGGCAUUCGAAUUUGAAAAGGCUGUGGACGAGGCUAGCGAACCCAUUGAGACUGAUAUCAGCCCUGUCACGGCGUAUUCGCAACGCUUUUUGAUUACUGCGAAGCUAUAUCUCUGCAAGAUCACUCCACGCUCCGAGAAGCGGAAAGAGACUAUCAUGCGUGAGUUUGCCGAGGUGGAAAAGACUGUGUUUGCAAAGUAUGAGAAUGUGUAG
Aspergillus thermomutatus is the source of this 1593-nucleotide messenger RNA. RefSeq names its product cytochrome P450. The coding region runs from base 1 to 1593 and encodes 530 amino acids. The record is from RefSeq and is a predicted model, not a curated record. Lineage: Eukaryota; Fungi; Ascomycota; Eurotiomycetes; Eurotiales; Aspergillaceae. Gene Ontology annotation, molecular function: monooxygenase activity; heme binding; iron ion binding. The transcript has 5 exons.